ACUGGAAGUAUUUUGUUCAUGUUUAUUCGGGUCCAGUUGCUUCCAUUGUACAGUCCUCCUGAAGAUUCAACAUGUCGACCACUGACCACGUGCCUGCGUUGCGCGAGAAAAUCUCCGGAUGGUUGAAUAAAUUUGACGAUAAAACUAAAAAUGUACAAAUGGAAGACCUGAAAGUUUUAGUAGAGUUACUUGGGUUUUCUGUGAAAGUUGAUACAAAAACUUUGGUGAUAUCAACUACUGGACAAGAUAACGCUACAGAAUUAAAUGAUGUAAAAGUAUUGCAUGAAACAUCCGAUAUGAACAAAUUAAAGGAAAUUAAGGAACCAAUGUCUCCGAAGCCCUCAGAAAUCAACGUCAGCAUGAUGAACGUCUCAACUUCAAACCAUAACAAACCCAAGAAAUUUUCUGAUACUCUUUUGAAAAUAAUUAACUUAGCUAAAGACGCCCUGGACAACGAGGUUAAUUCAACAUUUACAAAGGCUGCUUAUCGCCACAGUCAAUUUUCUGGUAUUAAAAUUAGCCCAGUGUUACGAAACACCAGUCGAACUCAUCCAGGAAAUGAUCUUAAUGUGACCAAAACAAAAGAAAAUCCUAGUGUACUAAAACCCACGCCGAGGAAGAGAAGAGGAGCUGUGAUUGUCAAACCUGAUGAAAAGGAGAACAAGAAAACAAGCAGUUCAAAUGUCUCCGUUACGUUUAGGAAGAAUGUUCUUCAACCUGUGCAGUCAAAUUUGAAAUCAUUGACAUCUAAACUAAGAACUCCCACACAGAUUAAACCAUCCCCUAGUUCCCUUGCAACACGUUCUGCUGGUGCACCCCCGUCUAGAAUAGCUGUUCUAUCAGAAAGAAGAAUGUCCACAACUCCACUUCGGGGAGAUUCAUUUGGUUUCUCAAGACUGAAAUAUGCAUCAAGCAUAAGGAAGUAGGGGCCAUCACUGUAAAUAAGGCAUUUUAAUGUAUAAUUUUAUUCUAGACCUGAAAACAAACAAUUUUAUUCGUUUCUGAAUGUAAUUAAUAAUCAAAUAUACAUUUAAACAUAA
Molecule: messenger RNA, 1040 nt
Organism: Dalotia coriaria
Lineage: Eukaryota; Metazoa; Arthropoda; Insecta; Coleoptera; Staphylinidae
Exons: 3
Coding region: 72-926 (284 amino acids)
Source: RefSeq, a predicted model, not a curated record